Syzygium oleosum is the source of this 1353-nucleotide messenger RNA. RefSeq names its product RNA-binding protein 2-like. The record is from RefSeq and is a predicted model, not a curated record. Gene Ontology annotation, molecular function: mRNA binding. The transcript is spliced from 6 exons. Bases 211 to 969 code for a protein of 252 amino acids. NCBI's taxonomy places the organism in Eukaryota, Viridiplantae, Streptophyta, Magnoliopsida, Myrtales, Myrtaceae.
ACAUCGCGGCAGCAUUUCCCCUCAGAAAGCUUAGGCGACCUAGGGUUUUAUCCUUUUAAGCCCAAUCCCCCAAGGCGAGCGAGAUCUCUCUCUCUCUCUCCUCGAUUCCAUCUCCGUGCUCCGCCGCGGGUUCUUCUCGGUUCCCCUCCGUCGUCCGCCGCCGCCGCCGCUCCAUCCGAAGCGCUUCCUCUCUGCCGAGAUUUAGGAGGGAUGGGGGACGGUUACUGGAAUCGGCAACAGCCCGUCGUGCCUUCUCCUGGGCUGCUCAAGCGGCCUCGCCUCGAUUACGAUAUCCCUCCUCCAGGCAUGCCUUCUGGUCCUGAGAUGCAAAACUAUCUACCACGUGAUGAUGAUCCUAAUGGACCUCGGGCUGUGAAGGACACCAAGACAAUAGGAUCGGCAUACGACCGAUAUCUCCAGAGCUCACAACUGUCUUCACACACUCCUGGAGAAGCUAGUACAUAUGGCAGUGUUGGAAUGGCACGAACAAUGGGUGUUCAAAUGCCAGGUGCUCCGGUUGCUGAUCCUUCUAUGAUGAGCCGUCCUGGGCCUCUUGCUCCAGACAUGGCACCAAAUGGUCGAAAUGCUGGUUAUGGUGGUCCACUCCCAAUGGAAGCCAUGGGAAGGCCGGGCCGUGAAACGGUUCCUUUGCCUCCAGAUGCUUCCAGCACUCUGUAUGUUGAAGGACUUCCUCCUGACAGUACAAAAAGGGAGGUUGCUCAUAUAUUUCGGCCUUUUGUGGGGUAUAAAGAAGUGAGACUCGUGAUUAAGGAGUCGAAGCAUCGUGGAGGAGAUCCUCUAAUCCUUUGUUUUGUGGACUUUGUAAAUCCAGCUUGUGCAGCCACCGCUUUGAGUGCCUUGCAAGGCUACAAAAUGGACGAGCAUGAUCCAGAUUCAGCUUACCUGCGGCUGCAGUUUUCUCGGUACCCGGGGCCAAGGUCAGGUGCUGGACCGCGUGGGAGGAGGUGAUGGGAGAGACCAAGUUUGAUGGGGUGUGGUCUUCUGCACUUUACUGGUACCCAUCAAGUUUGCUCUUGCACUGGGGUUUGCAUUUCCAUGGUUCAGCACAGAGGUCUGUGUGCUAAUCAGAUUACUCUCUUCCUCCCUUAAUGAGUUCUUGAGGUGCAGGAUAUAUCUACGGGAUGCUGUCAAGACUGUAGUGGUGAUGCCGAAUGAUUCUGUGAUAUACGGCUGACUAUGUUAAUCUUGUCAUUCUAUGAAAGGGUAGUGUUGUAUAAUUGCCUUUAGAUUGAAAACUUUCUAAAUUUGACUCUUCCUCUGGUAGCAUUUUUAUGUUCUGGAUAAUUUCUAAGUUCUAUUGAGGAAAUCGUGGGAGAGAACCCAAUUUUGAUU